Molecule: messenger RNA, 1497 nt
Organism: Lachnellula hyalina
Lineage: Eukaryota; Fungi; Ascomycota; Leotiomycetes; Helotiales; Lachnaceae
Product: Cytochrome b2, mitochondrial
Exons: 3
Coding region: 1-1497 (498 amino acids)
Molecular function (GO): oxidoreductase activity
Source: RefSeq, a predicted model, not a curated record
AUGACUCGAGUUAUCUCCGUCCAAGAAGUCACUCAACACAAUAUUCCCGAAGAUUUAUGGAUUGUAGUCGACAACACAGUUUACGACCUUACAGAAUUCGCCCCUGAGCACCCUGGCGGUGCAAGCAUAAUCCAGCGCCAUGCCGGCCGCGAUGCCACAACAGCAUAUUCCGAAAUCCACGGACCCUCUCUCAUUAAAACCUCCCUCCCUUCCUCAAAAGCCCUCGGAACCCUCGAUCCCACUAGCAUAACCGCAGAAUGGGCAAACCCUCCAAUACCCACAAGCACCUUGCAUCCCACCACCAAACCUGACCUCUCCACCCUGAUAAACACCCACGACUUCACCGCCGCCGCCUCCACAUCCCUCACCCCUAAAACAUGGGCCUUCUACUCCUCCGCCGCAACAGACCUCUACACCAAAACGCGCAAUACCUCCGCGUACGCAGAUAUCGGUCUCAGACCACGGAUACUAGUCAAUGUGAAGGACGUCGAUACGCGCACAAGCAUGCUAGGCUAUAAAAUGGACGUGCCGAUUUUCUGCGCCCCGGCUGCGAUGGCGAAGAUGGUGCAUGCUGAUGGGGAGAAGGGGAUUGCAAGGGGGUGUAGGGCGAAAGGGAUCCCGGUCUGUGUUUCAACAAAUGCGUCGUUUCCUAUUGCUGAGAUCUUCGAGAGCGUGAGCGGAUGGGGAUCAUAUGGGGAGCAUGAGGAAGGAGAAGGGACAGAGGGGCUGCCGAUUUUCUUCCAGCUGUAUGUUGAUAAGCAGCGGGCCAAGAGCGAGAGCUUGCUUCAGCAAGCAGAGGGUUUGGGCGUAAAGGCUAUUUUCGUUACUGUUGAUGCGCCUAUCCCCGGGAAGAGAGAGGCUGAUGAACGGGUGCUAGCGGACGAAAGUCUGAGCACGCCUAUGAGCGGCGCGAAAGCGAAGAAUGAUGCAAAAGGUGGGUCGUUGGGACGGAUCAUGGGCAGUUAUAUCGAUGCAAGUCUUAGCUGGGAAGACCUGCCGUGGUUAAGGCGGUGCACAAAGCUACCGAUUGUUCUGAAGGGCGUUCAGACGCAUAUGGAUGCCAAACGAGCCAUGGAGAAUGGAAUCGAGGGGAUUGUGUUAAGUAAUCAUGGGGGCAGGAGCCUGGAUACUGCGCCGCCGCCUAUUUUGCUUCUUCUCGAGCUGCAGAAGCACUGUCCGGAGGUCUUUGACCACAUGGAGGUAUUUGUUGAUGGAGGGGUUAUGCGGGGGACGGAUAUCUUCAAGGCUCUAUGUUUGGGUGCUAGGAGUGUUGGUAUUGGCAGAGGUUUCCUAUUCGCUUUGAAUUACGGCCAAGAAGGCGUGGAGAAAUACGUCGACAUUUUAAAAGAUGAGCUGGAGACGACGAUGCGCAUGAUGGGUAUCACGGACCUUUCUCAGGUUCAUCCAGGCAUGCUGAAUACGAAGGCUGUAGAUCAUUUGAUUCCUGAUGGGGAAGAACAUGCGUAUGCCAAGUGGAGACCAAAGUCGAAGAUAUAA